CAAAUGAGCUUAAAGAUAAUGAAAACAAAUUUACAAAAAUUUUAGGUGAAAUAAAAAAAAUUGAAAAUGAAAAAAAUUCAAUGGAGAAAUUAAAUGAAGUAUUCGAUAAACAAAAAGCUCAGUUAACAAUUCAAUUUAAACAUUUUAAAAAACUAUUAACCAAAGAAAAAGAGAAAUUAGAGAAAUUAGAAAAAGAACAAAUUGUAUUAACAAGUAGUAAAGACAAAUUAGAAGGUGAUUUAGAAAAUUUAAAACCAGAAUUAGAAGGAUCCAUUCAGGAGGAAGAUGCUAUUGAUUUGAAACUAGCCAGUACUGAAAGAAAGCUUCAAGAACUUUAUGUCAAACAAGGUAUGUUCCAAUUUAAAUCAAAAAAAGAAAGGGAUGAUUAUUUAAAUGGGGAAUCUCAAAGACUCGAUGGUAUUAUUCGUCAAUAUGAACAACAGGCCGAGGUUAUUGAAGAGGAUGUUAAUGAUAUGAAACAACUCCAAGAUCAAAAAGAAAAACAAUACAACGAUAAUAUGGCAUCUAAAGAUCAAGAGGCUCAAUCCAUCAAAACAAGUGAACAAAAAUUAAAUGAAUUAAAACAAGAAAAAGAUCAAAUGGAGCAAAGAAUCUCUACAACUUUUCAUCAAAUCAAUGAUAUGAAAUCAACAUUAACCAACUAUAGAAACGAAUGGAAGAAAUCAGAAAGAAAUCUCUCUACCAUUAUGAAUCGUGGUCUUAAUGAUGGUUUAAAUCGUUUAAAUCAAAU
Dictyostelium purpureum is the source of this 751-nucleotide messenger RNA. RefSeq lists its product as uncharacterized. The annotation marks the transcript as partial. Gene Ontology annotation, molecular function: double-stranded DNA binding; cohesin loader activity. Gene Ontology annotation, biological process: mitotic sister chromatid cohesion. The record is from RefSeq and is a predicted model, not a curated record. NCBI's taxonomy places the organism in Eukaryota, Evosea, Eumycetozoa, Dictyosteliales, Dictyosteliaceae. The transcript is spliced from 2 exons.